Messenger RNA from Neolamprologus brichardi, 3000 nucleotides. The record is from RefSeq and is a predicted model, not a curated record. Lineage: Eukaryota; Metazoa; Chordata; Actinopteri; Cichliformes; Cichlidae.
CUGUGUGCCUCAACUGAGGCAAGUCUCCUUUUGUGCAAUGGAAGUGAAGGGAUGCCGCCAGCGCUGGAAAUUAAAUCGCAGAGAGCUACAGAGCAAGAGAUGCUCAACUCCAGAAGUCACUGAAAGAGUCAAGAUAGAAAAGGGGGACAAGGAAGAGCCAUGCAAAGGUGUUACCAUGGCAGCAACCUCCAAGUAUCUGACAGGCAGGCAAUAUCUCACUAGGAAGCCUCUGUUUUCUGUAGAAGAGCAUGUGUCUAUCUUAAAGAAGACACGUCCACCUGAUGUAAACGAUGCCAGAAGCUUUUACUCUGAUGCAACAAUAAGGUUUAUAACGCUACAGUAUCAUUUUUUCUUGCAGGAGAAACAACAGGACAGAAGUGAACAUCAUAAUAUUAAAUUCUUGCCCAAACCAAGAGAGGAGCUCAUCCCACAGAGACUUAGCCGGUCUCCCAUUGAAGUAUCACUUCCCUCCACCUCUGAAGAAGACCUCGGCUCACCCUUGGGUGUUUCAGAGCUGCACCACGAGGACUCCGCUACAUUUGGAACAUCUUUCCCUGGAAACAGAUUGGCUCAGCAGAGCCUCUCAAGGUCUAACUUUAAAGUUUGUGGACUUGACCUUCCCCCGAAGCCCAGACUGACCUCCACGGUGCUUUAUCCUACGUACAGCCCCUGUUCAAACAAACAAAGCCAAGCUCAGCGUGUGAUAGAGAGCCGGAGGGAGAGAAAACUGUGUUCUUCUGGAGUAAACUCAAAAGAGAUUCCCAAGUCUCCCUAUCAGGCAGACUACUGGGCCUGUGCCAUCCCUGAAACUCUGCCCCCAUCUCCAGACAGGCACUCCACAGCAUGGGACCCAAGCAAGGAGUACCAGGAACUGCUGGAUUACACCUACCCACUAAGACCAAGACAGGUAGACAGUGAAUGGGACAGCUCCAAGAGCCUUCAGGGUGACAGCCUUCAGACAAACCUCAACCUGCAGGACUCAGGAAUUGCAAUGGGCCACCUAUGUAGUUCCACCAGCCUGCCAGGGUUGGACAUUUCAACCGGUGCAAGAGGACAGAGCAGGGAAAGAAUCACUCUUAGCUCGAAUGAUAUGUCACCUGACCUGCAGUUCAUCACUAGAUCUUCAGGUGAACCACUAUCCCUGCUCUCUUUGUCCUCGGACUGUCUGGACUGCAGUGAGGACAGAGGGGAAAUAAAUCCUUUCAUUAAUGAUAGUCUCAAUUAUAUGCGAUCCACAUCUACCUUUUCUGCUUUCAUACGCUCUGAGAGUGUACUUCGACAGUCCAGGUGUGUGUACGGGGACCUGGAUGAGGAAUUGUGUGUGAUUUUGAGAUUUCUGACCUUAAGAAAAAUACAAACAAAAACUAUUCUCUCUCCGUCAGCAGCGGUUUACGUAGGGCAUGCUGAGGCUGGCUUGGCUCGCCCUGGUCUCAAGAAGGCUGAGACUCUGGUGGACCGGCUGUGUGGGCUCAGCCUGAUUGAUCCAAAGGAGAGCUUGGAGGGCCAGGAGCAGAGUGACUCUCUGAUGCAACACAUCAAGGUCUUCUGUUCUCACCUGGAGCUGCUCAUCCAGCAGCUGAAUGCUGUGUCAGAGAAGAUGGAGCUGCUGACUGAACCCACUGUGGACGUGGAUCAUGGGAAGUCAUCUCUGGCUGACUACCAGGUGAAGGCUGAGCCUCUCGAGUUGUUACACUGGCAGCAAACACACAGUCUGUUACUGUGUCUGUUUCACACAGGCUAAAAGCAGCACUACUGAAAGUUUUAUCAGUGUGCAUGUUAAUUGUUAAUUCAUUUUUAACACAGAGAAAUCCUUCGUUUGAUGAAUUAAGCAGUUCAGUGGCGAUAGCAAGUUUGUUUAAAUAGCACAUUUCAUCACAUUCAAAAUCCACGUUCCUAACAGCAAACAUAAAAACCUAUAUAUGUUUACAAUGAAGACAAGAAAAGGUGUAAGUUUACAAAUGCGCACACACACAGACAGCUACUGUGAGAACACAAAGGUUUGAGUCUGUUUUUGAAAUGCACACCUCAGCUCAGCAGGAAGCUUGUGCCAAAGAACAGGACUACAGUAACUGAAAGCACCUGCAGCACACUUAGAUCAUCAUGGGAAGACUUAAAACACCUGAGAGCUCACACUGGGUUAUAGACACUGAAGCCGGUAGCUUGCUGGGGGGAGCAUUGAGAGCUUUCUGAACGAAUCGAAGGUUUUAGGUAAAAAAAAAAAAGGAGUGGCUACACAGGUUCAUAGACGCCCUCUGGACAUAACUUGUAUGAACAAUUUGAAUCUGGCUUCAUUCAUUUCAUAGUACAGAAACACCUCAAAUGAUCUUUUCACUGUCUACACCAGUUAACUCUGGUGUACCCCAAGGCUCUCUCCUGGGGCCUUUGCUUUUUAUUAUUUCUCCUACCUCUAGGUAAUAUUUUCAAGAAAUAUAACAUCCAGUUUCACUGCUGCACAGAUGAUGCCCAGCUCUACUUCUCUUCCAAACCCACAUCCAUUUCUGAUUAAGUGAAAUCAAGGUUUGAUUUACUCAUAACUAAAGUUCUGACAGUUUUUAAGAGUCUGGGUGUCAUCCUUCACAGCACAUAUAAAUCACAUCACUCAGUCUUCUUAUUUUCAUUUUCGUAAUACCAACCGCCUUCAUCCUUCACUUACUCCAAACAGCACCGCCAUGCCUGUCAAUGCUCUCGUCACAUCUCCUUUAGAUUACUGUAAUUCUUCUCCAUGGUCAAAUCUCUCCAUAAACUGCAGUUAGCUCAAAAUUCAGCUGCUCUUUUUCUCGCAGACAUCUGGACCGCUCCAAAUGGAUGUUAGUUUAGAUUUUUAGAUUUUGUUAUUUUUUUAAUUCCCACCAGGCUGUCAGAAAGGUGUUUAUGUUAAGGCUUGUAAAGCAGUUAUUAUGAUUAAUAAUGGAGCUUAUGGGAGGCAGGUUAGAGAUUGGUGAUCAGGUCCAGCUGUGGGCUGUCUCGCCAGCUCCAUUGAUCCAUUUUAAAACAGAGAAA